Molecule: messenger RNA, 2452 nt
Organism: Ilyonectria robusta
Lineage: Eukaryota; Fungi; Ascomycota; Sordariomycetes; Hypocreales; Nectriaceae
Exons: 4
Coding region: 299-2164 (621 amino acids)
Biological process (GO): SRP-dependent cotranslational protein targeting to membrane
Cellular component (GO): signal recognition particle, endoplasmic reticulum targeting
Molecular function (GO): endoplasmic reticulum signal sequence receptor activity; 7S RNA binding; signal recognition particle binding
Source: RefSeq, a predicted model, not a curated record
UGCAAGAGAAUGCGAUGUAGUUACAGUGGCUGUCCUUGCCCACCUAGAGGACAGGAUGGUCCGAUCCGCUUACAUAAGUCUGUUUUUCCGGUGCGAAAAGGCGGGAGGAAUAGUAGCAUCCAUUCAACUCCCCACCAAGCCAAACCUCCACGUCAAGUCUUGUGCCUUGGUCCAGCGCUCGCGCCAGGCACACUCGACAUCAGCUACCGAUAUCAACAUUUAUUCCAGCUAGAAUUAGCCCGUAUUUUCGAACUACACCCACCGAACCAGCACUCUCUCGCCUCGGCGGCCUUCCAUCAUGGACAUCACCAGCUUCGUUGUCCAAGGCCGCGACAAGGCUCUCCUCUACGGCGAUCAUUCAACCUACCAUGGCCUGCUGUCCAAGCGACUUCUCAACACCCGAAAGAAGCUGAACAUAGCCACCAGAAACCGUGGCAAGUUCCGCCCCCAGGGAAAGCUCACCCCCGAGGAGGUUGCCGAGAACCAUGCAUAUGUCCACCUCCAGCUCCUCACCAGCGAACGCGCUUGGUCUCAAGCCAUGGACAUUAAAUCCACACGUUCUGCAGAAAAGAAGGGUAUCACCGGCAAAGCCCGAUCCCACAUUGUAUCCCGCUUGACUAAGGCCGCCCGCACCGCCGACGAGCUUGUCGACGCCCUCUGCCUGUCCGACAUUUCGGGCGCCACCCCAACCGAUAUCCUCGAGGCCAAGGCGUAUGCCGCGUUGAUUCGCGGCGCUAUGCUGUUUGAAAAGCAAAGCUGGGAAUCUAGUUUACGAAGUUAUGCGACAUCACGAAUUGUCUACAGCGUUUUGGCCACGGCCACCAAAGGCGACAUCUUCAAGGACCUACUUUCUGAGACUAUUGAUCCUUCGAUUCGGUAUGCCGCCUAUCAAUUGAACACUCCUCGAACUGUUGCCAUCCCCGUCAUCGCCCAACGGGCGUUCCCCAAGACCGACGCCGCUCUGGUUCAGGAGAUUAACCGAAUCGACGCCAACAUCCUCCAACAGGGUGAGACGGAUUCGAAGAAGGCAUCCCCUGGCGCUGAGGACGCACCUAAGACGCUGACCUGGCGCUCUCGGGAGGUCACCAUCGAGGAUGCCCAGAUUGCGGUUGCAUGGGGUUCCGUGCUCGCCGCAAAGGAACGACUUACUAGCAGCCUCGCGGAUGCCAAGGAGAGGCAACCACAAGAUCUGUCCGCUGCCUACGAUGAGAUUCUGUCGACGACUCAGGACGCUGUCGACGCUACCAAGCAGGCAAUCGAUGAGAUGAGGGCAGAGGGGGUUGAACAAGGUGAUCCUAGGAUGCAGAGCUUGCAGAUCACACGCACUGCAGUCAACUUUGAGAUGAUUAGCUGGAGAAUCGGCCGCAACCGUGUCCUGACUGGAAACCAGGACGGAGCAACCGAGGAGUACAGCCAACCCAGGAGAAGAAAGGUCAAGGAGGGUGAAGAGCCUGCCAAGCAGGAAAAAGAGCUUACACCUGGCAAGAAGCUUGCCAAGCUCAAGGAGAAGGUUGCUUUGUAUGCCGGAAUUCUGCAGAGCAUUGAGUCGAUCAAGGAAUUGCCCGGCGUGGCUAAUGACCAGGAAUUGGCAAAUCAAAUCGACUCCUUUGUCAAGUACUUCGCGGCUCUCAAGGCUCUUUCGGUCGCUCGCUCUCACGCGAUCAUUGGUAAUGCUGCAAACGCUCUGGGCCUGAUCCACCAUGCCUUUGGCCUCUCUGAGGAGUCACUGUCCAAGGUGCCGAAGUCUGCGGACGCAUCUGCCAAGGCUCCCCUAAACCUCACCGUCGCUCCGGAGGGCAUUGAGUUCCUCCGUAACCUUCUCGACGGUGAGCGUCAACGCCACCGUGCUAUUGUGCACAUCAACGAGCUGCGACAGGACAAGCAGGAGGACGCGGAAGACGACGUCAAGAGGCCGCUAGUUGAGACUCUGCUGGAUUACCCCAUCAACGGUGUCGAGCUGAACAACAUUGUCGAGUAUCCCCCCAAGAUGGCUCUGAUCCCCAUGAAGCCCAUCUUUCUGGACGUCGCUUGGAAUUACAUUGACUACCCAGGCAAGACCCCCGUCGUGGAGAGUCAGCCCGCCGCGAAGGAGGAGAGCGCCAGCUCCGACGCGCCAGCUCCACAAGAGCCUGCGAAGAGGGGUUGGUUCGGUUUCGGGAGGUGAUAGUCAAUAUAUUCCACACGGGGCACAUCGAGGCCACGGCUGUUUCCCAGCAUCCACUUACGGAUACGCACGACGCAUUUGCGUUCCUGUCUAGUUUCGCCCCUCCUUCGAGACAUGUCUUGGGCCUCUUGGCGCGGUUCUUGUCCGUGCCUCUUACAUGGUUACCCAGGCGGCGGACCUCCCUCCAUGAAAAGUCCAUUCCUAACUGGAAUGUGCCCUAUCAGACCUUCCGUGCCAACAAUCUCUGCUAAAAAUGACAUAACCGUUGUUUACUUCCUCUGUCCCAGC